AUGCUCUUUUCUAGUCUCAUGUCUGCAUCAGAAACGCAAAUGAGGGAGCUUCUCGGAGACAAGUCAAAUGUUCAAAUAGGAGACUUGUACUUCGUGACAGUUAUGGCAAGCUCAUUGACUGGGUUUCCUCGACAGCCGACAUUGUAUGCGCUGGCUGCAUACAUCUAUGCACAAUCUCAAUUCAUUCGUGAAGAAGAGUUUUCUGAUGGACCGGAGUUUAUUAAUACGGCCUUUCGAGUGGCGUUGGGGAUGGGUCUGCAUAGGAACCUGGCAACAGCAGGCUUUACCGUUGCAGAGCAGGAGACGAGAAAGCGGCUUUGGUGGUAUAUCCUCCAUUUAGAUAUCAUGUCCUCGUGUUCAUCAGGGCUUUCGCCAUUGUUUGUCGAUGACAAGAUGGAUAAUAUCGACCCUAUCGUGCUGAUGGAUAAACUUGGCGGAGAGGGAAACAAUGGCACAGCCUCAGAUAUCCGUUACCUCGUCGCUGCAACGCGAUACGAUACGACGAAAACAAUCCGAGGAAUCUUGAUUGGGCAUUUUGAAGACAAAUAUACAUCAUCGGCUAGAGUCAAUGAUGCAGCCAAGGAUCUCGAUGCAUUAUCGAAAAGGAUCAAAAAGGCUGUUAGCCGUGUACUUGCAGUUGGGAGCCAAUUGCCUAGACAGCAGCUCCUGGACAUUUACCGUACAGGGAGGUUUGAGCCUGGUGAACCCGCUGUCCCUGCGCUCUCGUUUGGCAGCUCCUGGGCCGCUGAAGCUGACCAAAAGCAACCUGAGGUCGUAGCCUUCGCGGCCUGGGCAGCUAGUUUGCUCCACCUGAUGAUGCAUAAAGCGUACUGCGUGCUUUACUAUCCACUGGCGAGGGAGACGACUGGCCACCUGGGGGCCGAUAUCCGAGAAACAGCCGUCAAACAUGCUCAAGCAUUCAUCCAGCUUUUUAUCCGAGUCUGCGAUGCUCCAUUCUCCCGACCUUUUCACUGGAUGUACCCCGGAACGUACCAGCCUUUGCAGUCCAUGAGUCUCUUACUUGCUGAUCUCCUCUCAUCCCCGCACAGUGAUGAAGCAUCAACCUCUCAGGGCCUGGUCGACGCAAUCUUUGAGCUGUACCAGAUUGACCAAGGGGUGAUGGGAACAGUUGAUGCACCCAGGAGGAAGCUCAGUCCGUCAGGACAACAAGCUUGGUCAAUGCUAGGGCGCGUGCGCAGAAAGGCAUUAGAGCAGAUGGAUCAGGAUCCGCAUGUGGCUUUUCCUUCGUCUUUGGCCAGCUCAAAUACUUGUAUCUGUGGCGAGAGCCUUGUCCACGCAUGUCUUUUGGAAGAGAACGAGAAGCAGGAGGAAGUUAUCCCUGAAGAGCCGUCGAUAGUAGGGCUAGAACCUGAUCUAGAAAUGGGGCUGGAGACGUCGGUUGAGGCCGCAGAUGUGAGGUUCGACUGGGAAGACUGGGAUGCUUUUCUCGGCAAUUCGGCUGGAGCGAUGAUAUAG
Molecule: messenger RNA, 1476 nt
Organism: Exophiala mesophila
Lineage: Eukaryota; Fungi; Ascomycota; Eurotiomycetes; Chaetothyriales; Herpotrichiellaceae
Exons: 3
Coding region: 1-1476 (491 amino acids)
Biological process (GO): DNA-templated transcription
Molecular function (GO): zinc ion binding; DNA binding
Source: RefSeq, a predicted model, not a curated record